CCCCAAAUCCCAGACAGCCCGUCAAAUAAUUAACCUUCUGUAACCGUCAUUUUAUAUAACUUGUCCUUUUUUUUCUUAUUAAUCUAAUUUAUUGAUUUUGAUUGUUUUCUUGUAUCCCCCGUCACAGCGGACGAAAAACAUUUGGCAUAUCACAAGACAAGACUUGCAACUGUUUCCAAAAGGGAGUCACUGUUUGGUGAGGUCUGAAACUGAGAUUUAAUUAACGAUGGCUUCUCGAGGGAAAUCAGAAACGAGCAAACUUAGACAAAAUAUGGAGGAACAACUGGACAGACUGAUGCAACAGCUUCAGGACCUGGAGGAAUGCAGAGAAGACAUGGAAGAGGAAGAGUAUGAGGAGACAAAAAAGGAAACCUUGGAGCAGCUGACAGAAUUCAAUGACUCACUGAAGAAGAUCAUGACAGGAGACAUGACGCUGGUGGAUGAACUCAGUGGGAUGCAGCUGGCAAUCCAGGCUGCCAUCAGUCAAGCAUUUAAAACCCCUGAGGUCAUCCGACUUUUUGCCAAGAAGCAGCCUGGACAGUUGAGAACCAGGCUAGCAGAGAUGGACAGAGACGUGAUGGUGGGGAAACUGUCGCGAGACCUGCACACGCAGCAGAAAAUGGAAAUCCUCACAGCACUGAGGAAACUGGGAGAGAAGCUCACUCAGGAGGAUGAGACUUUUCUCGCUGAAAAUGCCACAGCUACUCUGAGCCAGUUUGAAAAAGUGACUGCAAACCUAGGGUCUGAAGACAAAAUUAUGGCUUUAGCAAGCUCUGGUGUGAAAACCAAGGUAUAGCAAGUCUACAAAGUGUUACAUUUAAUUUCUCAUCUUUGCAUUUAUGAAAAAAAAAAAAGUGUGCUGAUUGAUUUUGUAAAAAUUAGUAAAUUUUUAGGUGCUCAUUUCAGUGCUAACACUUUUUAACAGUGUUGUUUUAUACCUUGUCAACUUUUUUUUGUAAAUCUCUUAUUUGUUAAGAUAAGUGUGGAGUCGGUACGAGCAUGUGAGCUGAUGUGAAUGUGUGCACAUGAAUGUAGAGCCCGGUGCGGCUAGAUCGAGAAGGAUGAAUAUUGUGGUGUGAUCUGUUGCUUUGUUUGUCUUAAAAUCUGAAAUUUAAGUCAGAGUUCAUGGUUUAAUUUUAAAACUAAGCUGUGCUACCUGUGUAGGGGGUUUUGACGCAAGAUGUAUGAAAGGAAAAAAAAAAUCAAAACAAAACGCAUGAAACAGGAUUUUACACAAUGUACUGGAAGUCCAUGUAGUAUCAGAUGAGAUUGCAAUAUGUCCAUCUUUUGACAAGGAUAGUAAUCACAACUAUGGGCUCUUCCUCAGAGUUUCUGAUUUUAACAAAACUGGGAUUUUAUCAAUUGAAUCCAUGUCGUACCAGCGGUGGAAAGUGAAUUUCUUCAUUUAAACACCUGCAUACAAUUUUCAUGUGCUGGACACUUUUUAAAAUCUACUUUACCUUCAUUUUGGAGAGAAAUAUUUAAUUUCUAAUCCACUACACGUACCUGACAUGUCCAAGGUUUUAUCACUGUGGAUGAUUUAUUAAACAUUUACAAAACACCACAUUGUUGAAGAUUUGGCCCGUAGUUUCCAGUCAUCUUUGAUUUUUUGUUGAGAGCACUUUGUUUAGUUUCAGAUGUUAAUGAGUUGCUAAGUUCUCCACAUAGUUGUGUUUCCCUCUUCGGUAUAAGGACAGAGGAUUUCAUGUCUUACCCGAAACCCCAAGGUUAUUGUGAAAAUUCAAAAGCUGAAAAGGUUCUUGAUGGCUCGUGGGAGUGGCUUCACUUCCAUCUGUGACAACAGGAAUACUGACAUGAAUAAAAAAAACAACUCUAACUUGUAAUUUUGCUGUAAUAUUUGCUGGUAUUGUUUUCAUGCAGGAGAUUUAUUGGUGAUGUUUUUCAAGCUUGUCUGUGGGCUUUUCUAAAUCUGUCAGUAAAUCAUCAAGCAGUUUGUCCUAAAUGUGAUCAGAAAUCUACCGGUUUGAUCCGUAACUACCUGUUAAAACACUGUGGAAGGUCUGAAGCAGCACUUUUUUUUUUUUUUUUUUGUUAUUUUUUAAAAUGUAUUUAUUCUCUUUGGACUUUUAACUGCCAAGAAAAAUAAGAUUAGUCUUCAGUGGGCUGCAUGGUGUACUGUCAAGCGAUAGGACUAAUUUCUCCAAAGAUAACAGGACAAACUAAAAAGUCCUUCCACCAUCUGUGAAAAUCCAGAUCCAACUGUCAUUGAGCUGUUUUAAGUUGAAUAUGUACGUGAUGGAUGUUUGACUCAUGUUAAAUUAAAAGAAAAAACUUGAUUGAAA
Messenger RNA from Cololabis saira (Pacific saury), 2303 nucleotides. RefSeq names its product leucine zipper and CTNNBIP1 domain containing (gene lzic). NCBI's taxonomy places the organism in Eukaryota, Metazoa, Chordata, Actinopteri, Beloniformes, Belonidae. The transcript has 7 exons. The record is from RefSeq and is a predicted model, not a curated record. Gene Ontology annotation, molecular function: beta-catenin binding. Bases 227 to 796 code for a protein of 189 amino acids.